AUGGAAGAAUUCGAGUGUAUAGCUCAAUUUAAUGGAAAAGAGAGAAAUGAUAGAGAAAGUACAGUUCUUGUAUUAAGAAUCAAUUGGGAAUCAUUACCGGGGAAACAUCCAGCAGUGUUCAAUCCCAGUAAAAGAGAAGUAAGAUUUCUUCCCAACCUAAAUGAAGAUUGCUUUCUCUAUAACUAUUCAUUAGGUUUUGAGCCGGAAGAAAAGAAGUACAAAGUUCUUUUAUCAACGGAGCAUGUUCGAGAAGAGCACAAAAAACACUGGAUUUUCACUUUAGGCAUAGAUGAAUCAUGGAGAGCAACUCAAAGCAUUGCCCCUUCUACUUCGUACUUUAACCACAGUGUUUGUAUUAGUGGAGUUAUCUACCAGCUUAUCAAUCACAGACCUGCAAUAGCAGCCUUUGAUGUUAAAUCUGAAAAAUUCACAAUUAUUGCAUUGUGGAAUACUGCAUCUCGGUGGGUGUACGAUAACGAGUUGAUAGAGGUGAAGGGUAAACUAGCCGUCAGGGACUAUGUAAAUAGCACAAGUGCAUACGUCCAAUUGCGGAUUCUAGAACAGACUCCAAAAGAAGUAUGGAAGAGUCAAAUCAUUCGCUUUCCUUCAAUAUGGAAGGACGUACAUCCUAGAUCUGUAACAUCCUGUGUGGCCCCUGAUGGGGUGAUUGUAUUCAUUCUGAACUCAAGAUCAGGUCAUUUAUGUUUGUGUUAUGAUGUCACAAGAAAGAAUUGGAGAUAA
Messenger RNA from Lycium barbarum (goji berry), 741 nucleotides. Its product is annotated as putative F-box protein At4g38870. Lineage: Eukaryota; Viridiplantae; Streptophyta; Magnoliopsida; Solanales; Solanaceae. The coding region runs from base 1 to 741 and encodes 246 amino acids. The record is from RefSeq and is a predicted model, not a curated record. The transcript is spliced from 2 exons.